Molecule: messenger RNA, 1318 nt
Organism: Dendrobium catenatum
Lineage: Eukaryota; Viridiplantae; Streptophyta; Magnoliopsida; Asparagales; Orchidaceae
Product: Werner Syndrome-like exonuclease
Exons: 6
Coding region: 97-1032 (311 amino acids)
Biological process (GO): nucleobase-containing compound metabolic process
Molecular function (GO): 3'-5' exonuclease activity; nucleic acid binding
Source: RefSeq, a predicted model, not a curated record
GGAGGCUUAGGAAUUCCCUAAGGAGGGAAAUGUGAUUUUUUAUUUUAUAGAUAAAGAAGACAAGAGAGAGAGAGAGAGAGAGAGAGAGAGAGAGAGAUGGCCGGAUCGGCCGAUGAAGAAAACCUCUCUAUGAAGAUGGAUUCCGAGUGGAACGAAGAGGCCGAGGAGGAGCUUCGGGCCAUUGAGUCUGCCUACGCCGUUGCAAAGCGGAAAAAUUCCGAUUUCGACCUCGAGGAAUCCUCAUCGCAGCGCCGCCGCCUACCCGGCUGGGCCAACGCGGCUUCACCAUAUGGAAGAAAGACGCACGAUCUAUGCGAUGGAAAUGUCCAUCACAUUAGCAAGAUUGAUGGGUCUCCUUUCCGUUGCCCUAAGAAUGGAUUUUGUACUUUUUCUCCGACACCUUGCCAAGCUUAUUUAACACCAAGGCAUCCAGUAUUUACUUUUGGUGGACGCACUGUCUACAGCAAAACCUCUGCUGAGGUGGAGCAAACAACAAAAGAGAUUUUGGAUAAAAUUGAACAGUUGAAACAUGAUGCAAAUGAAAUCUCUCUUGGAUUUGAUUUAGAGUGGAAACCUAUUUUCUCAAAAGGGACAGCACCUCGAAAAACUGCUGUAUUGCAAAUAUGCAUGGAUUCUUCUGAUUGUUAUGUUAUGCACAUUAUUCAUUCUGGUAUACCCCCUAUAUUGAAAUCACUCUUGGAGGAUUCUUCAUCUUUCAAGGUUGGAAUAGGAAUAGCCAAUGAUGCAACAAAGAUCUCAAGGGACUACAAUGUUUGUUUAACAUCGUUAGUAGAUUUGUCAAGAUAUGCAAAUUUCAAGCUUGGUGGAGCUCCCAAGAAUUGGGGACUUUGUUCUUUAAUAGAGAUGCUUACAUGCAAACAGUUAUUGAAGUCGAAUAAAAUAAGAAUGGGGGAUUGGGAAGCCAGUGAGCUAUCAAAGGACCAACUUCACUACGCUGCUACAGAUGCUUUUGCUUCUUGGUACUUGUAUCAGAUUCUGAAAACCUUUCCAGAUCCAAAACCUAAAACUUAGGUUGGGAGAAACCCAAUAUUUUGCAAAUAUCAGCUCUCAAUGCAGGAAGUGAAAUUUCAGUUAGUCAGCACAGCAUAAUUGCCAUAUAUCUGUAUGGUUCCAAACUCUAAGGUAAAGUUGGAAGAAAUUAUGACAAUUGUUAGCAUUAGGGCUUACCAAGUGUAGCAUAGCAAGUGCUCAUAAGAACAAGUUGUACCUGACAAGAACUUCUGGGAACAGAAAUCCUAUGGACAAAGCUCUUAAAUUAAUUAUUGCAGUGAAGGAAGUAAAGAUUGCCCCCUGCUCA